Molecule: messenger RNA, 5236 nt
Organism: Venturia canescens
Lineage: Eukaryota; Metazoa; Arthropoda; Insecta; Hymenoptera; Ichneumonidae
Gene: rictor
Product: rapamycin-insensitive companion of Tor
Exons: 10
Coding region: 223-4734 (1503 amino acids)
Biological process (GO): TORC2 signaling; positive regulation of phosphatidylinositol 3-kinase/protein kinase B signal transduction
Cellular component (GO): TORC2 complex
Molecular function (GO): protein serine/threonine kinase activator activity
Source: RefSeq, a predicted model, not a curated record
UUCAACGUGUGUGACACUUUUCCGCUGCGGGAGGGUUUAGGUUUAUUGUUCACUUAUUUUUUCGGUUCUUCGGCAUUUCAAUAUUUCAUCAAUAACACGGAUGCUAUAUCAUAGCACUUGUAGUGCUUCGUUGCACGAGAAUGGAAUAUUCGACGAUAAUAAAGUCCGUUAAACGGACUAGACGCAUUAAUUGUGAGCGAGGAUAGCGACCGGCACACGAUCAUGGCAAUAUCCAGUUGGAUGAUUUGGGGCAGAAGCCUCCGCACGAACAGAACUCAUCGCAGUCAGCAAGACCACGAAAGCAGCUGUGUACAACUCGAUCUGUCAAAAGAAUUGAAAGAGAAUAUCAGAGAUGUCUUGACACAUGUUUGUCAGCGUCAGGGAAUUGCCAGUGUUAAAAAAUUGGCUUACUUGAACGCGGUAAUAAGACUUAUAUGCGAAAACAACGCGCCUGAUUAUGGCUACUGCACAGAAGAAGUAUUUUGCUGCUUGCGAGUUGCGCUUGUAAACGAGGCAACGCAGGUACGAGCGGCAGCAUUGAGAGCGGUGCGUUACAUGCUGAAGAGCGAAAACGAUGUGAUGACGUUAAACAAGCUGCAUUAUCCGUAUUUCGUAGCACGCAGCAUGGACAUAAAUCUUCGAAACGAUAUGGAAAGGAUGCAAGCAUUGAGGCUAGUCCGUAGGAUAUUGGUGAUAGCUCCGCGACACUUCAGUCCGGUAUUGGCGAGAUCAUUGAUAAGUUUAACGAACGGUGGUAUAGAGGAGCGUGAACGAACGUUUCGUGUUUUUUUAGCGACGGUUUGUGAGUUGGGAGUGUUGAAUUCGAGUUUGUUAAUAAGUUGCGGCGGUGUGGGAGCACUCGCGAGAUCAGCAAUGACGGUACAGAGCCCAGCGAUAAUCGAAUCGGUGGUUGGUGUGUUAUUGCAUCUCUUGGAUAAUCCAGAGACACGUGGUAGCGUAUCGUUGUUGUGUUUAGCAUCACCUUACUGCGAAUUGCAUUCAUUGGGCCAAGAUCGUACGAAAGAAACUCGUGAAAUGAGAUUUGCUGCGAGACUGAAGGCAAUCGUGGAAAUUCUGUACGUAGAUCAGCUCGAAGUACGAGGAGCCGUGUUGGAAUUUUUAUACGAAUUGCUGGGAUUACCACUGCCAAUGUGGACGGAUGAACCGGAUGUAGCAUUGGCUGCCGUCGAUCCAAGUCGUCCACGCGAAACAUGGAAAUUAUCAGAAGGUUUUGUAGCCGCUGAGGGUAAAUCAAUUUUACCAUCUUUCACGUCUCGAUGUCCAAACAUAAUGGAAGUUCAUCUGGCACUUUUAGUAUACGUUUUAUUACAAUGCGGACUUCAUCAUGCUCUGACCGAGACCGUAUUGUCUUCCGACACUUUUAUCUCCGUAAGAGCUGCCGUACUCCUGGGAAUACUUUUACACCUGGCGCAUUCGCUCUUGCCUUCGGACGUAUGCGAUCUCACUCCGCCGUUGCCAAAUUUAUUGGAGCACGCGAGCACGGGACGUCAUCAGGCGCUCGCUGCCGUCGCUAUUCUUGGACGUAUACACGCGAUUAUGAGACGUAGAUUAACGCCGGCGAGCCUUUUCCUCGAUCGUAUACUUCAGGCCGGUACUUGGCUUCGUCCAACUUUGCCAAGGCGGGCUAAAACGUCAUCGAGAACUUGGCUACGAAGAGAAUCACCAACGACACCUCUUCUAAAAGACGCUCAAGUUUUAAGCUCGAAAGAUGCUCUUGCUUGGAAUUGGCCCGUAAUACGCUCGAUAUUACGCUCCCGAGAGGAUUCUCUCCGUAUACUCCAUGACUCGGAUCAUCGAGUAUUUAUAAAACGUCUCGUACGAUAUUUCAAACCUUCGUCGAAUCGGUAUAGCCGCGUUGAAUUGGGAACUAACGCCACACUCGCCCGAGAAGCUACACUCGCUGGCUGCGACUUGGUCAAUUGUUUGCUCGAAAUGAACGAGCCCGAAGGGACCAGAUUGCUUAACGAAUUAAUCGGCGACAUAGCCGAACAGAUUGCCGCCAUUACAAGUUCACCAUCCGCUCACGACUGUCUAUUCUCACCCCGUCACAUGACCACGACAUGUUGCCAAAAAUAUUUUUUGUUCCUCGGUCAAUUGAGCCAUUCGGCCAAAGGUACCGUUAUCCUUAAAGGCUUUAAUCUUCUUGACAAACUUCAAGAUUUGGCCCUCGCAACGAAUCAUGAUUGUUACGUUAAAUUAAUAGUCUCUAGUCUUGAUUAUUCGAGGGACGGACCAAACCGUAAAGUCAUGAGUACUAUUAUAAGCGAGGCAGCUAUCGAGAACACGAGACUUUACGCUACGCUAUUUUUGCGUCUUAUACUAAGUGCAAAAAUGAUUGAUGCUCAUCAAUGGGCUAUCGCACUUUUGUGCUCCCGAAUAAUCGACAACAGUAAAUUAGUAGCGAGCGCUGCACUUGAUAUUCUUCACGAUGCCUGUAACGAGCCCGAAUAUCUUGAAGUCCUGUUUCAUCACGCGGGACGUGCCAGAGAUUGGAACGAUUGGUUGAGACACUUGGGCGACAACGGUUAUUUGCUCAAAAUACGAAUGUACGCCCUGCGAACCGCAUUCACCAGUUUUUCCUCGCCCACUGAAGAACUCGAGAGAUGGAUCAAACCGGAUGGUUUCGCCGAACGUUACGUUGGCCUUGUGGAGGGACAAAUUCACGAUUCGAUGACCAGACGUCAGAGAGACGAGAACGGAACGUAUUUGAGAAGAUCUACCAAUAUGCUGGUUCAACCGAAAGAUAUAUUUGUUCCUCCCCACUUAAUCGGUCAGCUCGUUCAACACGAAUUGGGUGUGCAACUCAUAUUGAGACGCAACGUGUUGCAACGUUUCGCUCGAAUUGUACAACGCUUCAAGCUGGAAUCAACCGGCCCGAGUGAUGGAAUUGCCGAGACUAAAACACGCGGAGGAUCGAGAAACGCGCGUUCCACAUUUGACGAAGGUCAUGUUAUGUCAGAGGGCUCCGGUGCUGAAGACAAUACCAGUGAGCCCAAUCGUCUGGAAACUAUAAUCGAUGCUGAAAUUAUGGAAACCAUUGAAAUUCGUACACCAAAAAAAACCGAAUCGAUGAUCGAAAUUCCACGAAAAUUCAGUAUCGAUGAUUCUCAACGUGUCACACCUGAAAUAUUUAUCCGGGACAAACAAAGCGGUGGCCUGGAAGAUCGAAUUUUAAAGGUCAAAGCUGCCUUAUGGGCUCUCGGACACGCCGGCACUUCCUCCUCCGGUGUCGAACAAUUAAAUCACUUAGGUGUCAUUGAAAUGAUCACGUCCAUCGCAGAAACAUGCCAAUAUUAUACUGUCAGAGCUACCGCUCUUUACACCCUUAGUCUCAUCGGUACGACACGCGCUGGCGCGGAUUCACUCGUCAACUUUGAUUGGCUCUGCGUCAGAUAUAAACGCGGUGAUCAAUGGCCCGUCGUAAAACCUACAAAUCCUUAUCCUCCGCCCAGUCCUCUUCCCGUACAGAGGCAUCAUCGUAGUCUCAGUGAUGGUAAACCUGAAAUACCCGAACCCAUUGCACGUAGAACGAGAAACCGUUCUGAGAGCGCAGCUACCGAUAUUGAAGCAAAACGUUACGCACUUCCCGAAAGAGGAGAAACUCCGAGUCCCGUGUCGAGUGUGCAAAGACUCAGUCAGCAAGACGCUGAUGGAUAUGCUCGUCUUCGAAGCUUGCAGAGACAUCGACGACCGAGUUAUUCGCAUAGUAGUUUGGAGAUGUAUAGCUCGGACGGACGACUCUCGCUGCAGAGUUUAUCGGAAUUCGAGUCCUCCCGGAGCUGGACAACUGAUAAUGGGCCGACUUUGACUCCGCCGCCGGCACGAUCUACGGAAAAGGAUACUCAUGGCCCACAGUAUAUGGGAAUAUGUUUACCAAGAAAAUUGACAAUGAUUUUUUCUGAUCAGCCCCGCGUACCGUCGACUCACUUGAUGGACGAUCUUGAAAAAAGUAGUGCUACCGAACCGACGAAUCAAGACGAAGAAUUUGGUUCGGAAUGUGACGCUGACAUUGAACACAGUCGCGUUUGUCUAGUCUGCUACCAGGGAAAAUCUGGACCAAAAGAGGAGUCUAUUGAUGAAAGCGAAAAAAAACUGCGCAGAGAAAUCUUGCGGCACACUCAACGUCUCUCGAAUCCUGUGUGGUACCGAUAUAGUCGUCAGCCCUUGCUGAGGUUACGUCAACGUUACCCGGAAAAAUUUCAGGAUACAUGCCUAUUUUCCGAAGUCGCAGCUCGAUUAGGUUGUGGGACUUACAGGCUUCCGGCACGACGAUUCCUUCAAGAAUUGUUUCUCGAGUCUCCAUUCGAUGCUUUGUAUAAAGAGCCGAUGAUAAUACUAAAAAUGCCAAUUGGUACGGAAGAAAAUCCAGCUCAAAUGGUAACGCCCUUCCGACAUGGGGAAUCAUACAGAUUAUCGGGAUUAAGUCCAUCGGCACGAACAUUAAAUGGAAGAUUGACGAUCGCGGAAACGGGAAUGGAACAACAGCAAGAAAUGGCAUUCGAGUCGACGAGAAACAAAGAAGAUUCGGGUGAAGAUGAAAAAGGAAAAACUUUGCGUCCCGAGACUGGGGAAGUUGUCAAAAAAAGAGAGAGGCUAAGCGACGAGAAAAUAAUAGCUGAAAUAUUGAAACCAGCCGAGAUGUUACAAAUAUCCAAGAGUUCCACCAAGUUAUUAAAAGUAACAGGUACAAACACUGCCAUCAGCCUUGAUUAAUUUACUCCUCGACUCUUAAUUACUUGUACAUAUUUUACAUUAAAGUAAUUAUACAAUAGAAACAAAAUGAAAAUAAUAAUAAUUACAAUAAUUAUAAUAAUAACAAUAAAAACACACUGCCAGAAACGGGACGUCGUUAUUCGAUGAAAGAAAUCAAACAAACGAAAACAAUGUUUUUUUUCAUUUUCCAAUUCCUCUUACUACCGACGUAUUCUAACAUUGAAUUGCAAUAGUUAUUUAUUCAGAUUUAAAAUCCACAAAUUAUUUAUUCAUGCUUUCAGAACUGUUUAAUAUUGAUAAUUUGUACAUAAAAAUAAAUUUUUGAUUAUUGAUGAUGUAUACGUGUACGUAAUUUGCUCAUAGCAAAUGGAUACAACGCGAGAAACUACCGACACUGGACAGCCAUAAACGUUGGUUUUAGCAACAUAUUUGAUGAUUUUAUAAGAACAUUAAGAAGGUCAAGGUCAAAGUUGCCUGAGAAAUAAACUACAAGUGUACCGUC